AUGUCUAUUAACAAUUUUGAACAAAUAAUAAAUUUAAAAGUUAAGAUUAUUACUUUAUUAGAUCAAAUUAUAAUUGGAUAUAUUUAUACAUUUACAUUAUCAAAUGAAAUAAUUGCAAUUAGAAUUACCAGUAAUGAAUUAAAGAAACAACAAAUAUAUACAGGAGAUACUUAUAGAAUAUUAAAUACUUCUUUUAUAAAAUCAAUUCAAGUAUUACCUCCAUUUCCAUCUAAAAAAGUACCCUCCACUACAGGUACCACCACAGGUAAUGGAUUACCACCAUAUUCAACUAAUAAUUUAUUAUUAACUCCACUAUCUAUAAAUAAAUUUGAUAAACAACUUCAGAAACUUAUAGCUACUUAUGAAAAACCACAAUCAAAUAUAAUAAAGGCAUCAUCAUCAUCACCACAAACUUCAACUACCACCACCACUGCCACUGCAUCUAAAAAGUCACCUUCUUCUAAUAAGCAACAUAUUAUACAUCAUUCCCUUUCUCAUCCUCAUCAUCAGUACCGUUUUACUAAUCCAAAUACAAUUGCUUUUCGAGUAUAUGAUAGAUUAGCUAAAGUAUUUGGAAGAGAAAAUGUUGAACUUUUUAAAGGUGAUAUCACGUUAUUUGAUAGUGAAAUUAAAAUAACACCACCAUAUACAUUAGGAAAAUCAAAUGUUCAUAAAUUAAAACCAGAUUCAAUUCAUUUAGAUUCAUUACAACUUGCAUUAAAACAAUUUUGGUUAGAAAUUGAUCAAGAAAAGAAAGGUGGUUAA
This is a messenger RNA of Hemisphaericaspora subhashii, 765 nucleotides long. RefSeq lists its product as uncharacterized. The coding region runs from base 1 to 765 and encodes 254 amino acids. The record is from RefSeq and is a predicted model, not a curated record. The transcript has a single exon. Lineage: Eukaryota; Fungi; Ascomycota; Pichiomycetes; Serinales; Debaryomycetaceae.